Molecule: messenger RNA, 898 nt
Organism: Pisolithus orientalis
Lineage: Eukaryota; Fungi; Basidiomycota; Agaricomycetes; Boletales; Pisolithaceae
Exons: 7
Coding region: 126-842 (238 amino acids)
Source: RefSeq, a predicted model, not a curated record
CAAAACCUGCUCCUCGACCCACUGAUGCAGCGCCGCAUCCAGUGGACACGUUGGAAUACUCGCAACCUGACGUGCCCCCCUUUAAAAACAAAGGACAUGAAACGAUUGUGCUGUAUCAUUCGACAAUGUCUGACAACACCAAUAUACCGCCUGCCGACGACAAUCAGACGACACCUCCCCCUCAUAACGUAAAUGGGUCGACGCACAUUACCCGCGAUAGCCACGGUGUAUUUAUCCUUGAAGGCACCGAGACUAAUGUGCUACCCGCCGAUGACAAUCAGUCGACUUUUCCUGAUCCCGGUUAUGAGCUCAACCAGUCGAUGCAUUUUAAUGGCACUGACAACGGUGUGCUUAUCCUUGAAGGCACCGAGACCAAUGUACUACCCGCCGAUGACAAUCAAUUGACUUUUCCCGAUCCCGGUUAUGAGCUCAAUCAGUCGAUGCAUUUUAAUGGCGCUGACAACGGCGUAUUUAUCCUUGAAGGCACUGGGACCAAUGUACUACCUGCCGAUGACAAUCAGUCGACUUUUCCCGAUCCUGGUUAUGAGCUCAACCAGUUGAUGCAAUAUAAUGGCGCUGACAACGGUGUAUUUACCCUUGAGGGCACCGAGACCAAUGUACUACUCGCUGAUGACAAUCAGUCGACCUUUCCCGAUCCUGAUUAUGAACUCAACCAGAUGAUGCAAUUUAAUGGCGCCGGAAACAGCCUCUCCACUCUCAUCGGCGCGCUGGGACUUGAAGGCCCGCCCAACGAGGCUGAACAUGCCGCCUUCCCCGGCUCGCUAUUGCGUGUACGGGAAAUCCUUGGUCUCCUCACCGGGCAGCACUUCAUAGAUAACUAACUAUUUCAGUGCUCUGACACUCUUCCUUGUUACUCGUGUACUGUUCCCCCGGUUAC